Molecule: messenger RNA, 1199 nt
Organism: Gymnodraco acuticeps
Lineage: Eukaryota; Metazoa; Chordata; Actinopteri; Perciformes; Bathydraconidae
Product: protein ANTAGONIST OF LIKE HETEROCHROMATIN PROTEIN 1-like
Exons: 3
Coding region: 129-1199 (356 amino acids)
Source: RefSeq, a predicted model, not a curated record
AAAAAGCUUGAAGCUGGGCGUGUCUGAGGCUUGGCGCUUUCUCGCGACCAACAACCAAUCAGGAAUCUCCCGCCCGCCCCCAGCAUACAAAGCAAAAAAAAGCCCGGUUCUUCUACACUAUUGCCAAAAUGGAUGCCGGUUUUGUAGCAACGGUAGCGUUGGUUUAUGCAAUGUCUCGCAGGAGGCCACGUAUAGUGCGUCGCUGUUGGGUACAUACAAUACUCAGAAAACGUCUGCAACGGGGGGAAUACCACGUUCUUGUCCAAGAGCUCCGCCUGGAUGGUGUACUGUUUCAGCAGUACUUCAGGAUGAGCAAAGACGCGUUCGACGAGUUGCUCGGAAAAGUCGGUCCACUGAUUGCAAAGGCAGACACCCGUAUGCGUUUGUCAAUCGGACCCGCCGAGCGACUCGCCAUCUGCCUACGGUACCUGGCAACCGGUGACUCGUACAGGACCAUAGCAUUCAGCUAUCGGGUCGGGCAUGCAACAGUGGCUGUCAUCGUCAAGGAGGUUGCGGGUGCGAUCUGGACCGCGCUGGUCGAGGAGACCAUGCCGGUACCACAGACGGAGGACUGGAGAGCCAUCGCUGCUGGGUUCCAGGAGCGCUGGAACUUUCCAAAUUGCGUUGGUGCCAUUGAUGGGAAGCACGUGGUGAUCCAGGCUCCGGCAAAUUCUGGGUCCCUCUACUUCAACUACAAGUCCAGCCACUCCUUGGUACUGCUGGCUGUCGUGGAUGCCGAGUACCUCUUAAGGGUAGUGGAUGUCGGAGGUUUUGGAAGGAGCAGCGACGGUGGGAGCCUGCGGAAUUCCGCUUUUGGAGAGAGCCUCAGAGAUGGCAGUCUGCAGCUACCACCUGACACCGUCAUCCCAGGAGGAGAGCGGCUGGGCCUUCUUCCCCAUGUGUUUGUUGGAGAUGAGGCUUUUCCGCUGCUGGACAACCUGCUGUGUCCGUUCCCUGGACGUCAGCUCACGCGUGAAAGGAGGCUGUUCAACUACCGCCUCAGCCGGGCCAGGAAGACAAUAGGAAGGUCAUCACGCACACCUGUCGUCGCAGAGUCGAGUGAUGAAGCUCCAACCCUGCGCGAUGCACCUAUGAUGGGCUCAAACAACGCCACACGCCGAUCCAUCCAACUGCGGGAGACCUUCUGCUCCUAUUUGAAUGAGGAGGGUGUAGUGUCAUGGCAGCAUAAAGUGGUGUAG